Messenger RNA from Rotaria sp. Silwood2, 1554 nucleotides. The record is from the annotation of a GenBank genome assembly. NCBI's taxonomy places the organism in Eukaryota, Metazoa, Rotifera, Eurotatoria, Philodinida, Philodinidae.
AUGGGUAAUAUUGUGACACCAGACCAAGGUUUACUACCAUUACCAGCUUAUAGUGGUAUAGGAACUACUCCUUAUCCAUGGUGGCUCAAUACUGCUUUAGCUAUUUGGGCUCUAUUAGCCUUACUCUGUUGUUGGUUGCUACUACUUCUAUAUCUCUUACGGUACUGUUGUCGAUGGUAUCGACAUAGAAAAUAUGCAGCUGAUCGUAAAUCAUUACGUGAACGAUUUUUUGGUUCAAAUAGUUCUAAUGAUCGACAACAUGUAUAUGUUGGAAAAGGUCAACAUUUUGCAACAGCUCCAUUACCACCAGUUCCUCCUUAUGCUAUACACAACGGAAAUGAAGUUACUUUUCGAGAUAUUCAUGAACGUCGUAUAGUUCAAGAUGAUUUUUAUGGUGAUAUAAAUCCUUAUGUAACAGCAGCAGCUAUUGGUGCUGAUAAUGAAGCAUUUGAAUCUGGUUCGGAAUUUAUUUCUGAAGAAGAAGUUCGAAGUCGUGAUAUGAGAAAAAAAUCAAAUGGUGUUCGUUUACUUGCCAAUGGUCGUCAUCCAAUGAUUGUUGUUUCUGAUAAAUCAUCUGAUGGUAUAAAAGAAAAUAUUGAAACAAAUGUACAACGUAAUAUUACAAAGAAUUUUUAUAUUAAUGAAGAACAAAAUUAUUUUAUUCAAAAAGAUCCAUUAAUUGAAACAUCAAAUCAUUUACAUGAUCAAGAAAUUCAAACAGUUCCAGGAUUAACAGUAACAACAGUUAAUAUGGCAGCUGAACGAAUCACUGAUAAUCCAAAUUGGGAAAACGUAAAUUUAAAAGAAGAUUUCGAUGAUCAAAAUCCGAAAAAAGCUUCUUCAGCAAUUGUUGCAAAUGAUACAUCAUUAUUUCAACAAGAUGUUAAAUAUGAAAAACAACCAAAUAUUUAUACUCAUCGACCAGUUUCUCCUGAAAUUCUACAUGUUGAAAAUAAAAAAUUAGGAAAACACUCAUCUAUAAUAUCUGAUGAUGGUUCAACAACCAGUGAAAUGAGUGGACAUGAUUCAGAAUCAAUCUAUGAAACAAUUCGUGUAUUUACACCCAGAAAACAACCUCUACCACCCUUAGAAGAUGAAGAUGAAUAUAAAACAGCUGGUGUUGAUGAAGUCGAAUUUGAAAUAAAAGACCUUGUUCGAUUACAAAAAGGCAAUGCUAAAAAUAGUGGUAUAUACGAUAAUAUUAUAUUAUCAACGAAUAUAUCUGGCCAACAUCUAACACCUCGUGUAUCAUCUUUAUCAUCUUCAUCAACUUUAAAUAAUUUAUUGCCGACUGAUUCUCAACAUAAUCAAAAUAAUGUUGUUUCAGGUGAAGAAGAAAAAGAGGAAACUGUUACAGAAACAAUCAAAACUCAAGAGAUUCAAACAACAUUUCGUCAAAUUGGACAACAUCUUGACGAUAGUGCAUUUUUUAUUCCUCUUGGCUCAUCAAGUCGAUAUCAUGAACUACAAAAAGCUGAAAAUAGAAACACUAAUAUUCCACUCUCAAGGUCACCCCUUUCUCAUGAAGAGAAACCGGCAAUACAACAUUUAUAA